Messenger RNA from Aspergillus steynii IBT 23096, 1646 nucleotides. Its product is annotated as MRG family protein. Bases 402 to 1394 code for a protein of 330 amino acids. The transcript is spliced from 5 exons. NCBI's taxonomy places the organism in Eukaryota, Fungi, Ascomycota, Eurotiomycetes, Eurotiales, Aspergillaceae. The record is from RefSeq and is a predicted model, not a curated record. Gene Ontology annotation, cellular component: nucleus; Rpd3S complex; NuA4 histone acetyltransferase complex. Gene Ontology annotation, biological process: chromatin organization; regulation of DNA-templated transcription.
CUCCGCACGCGCCGAACAACGGUCUCCCAUCUUCAUUCGCAUCGCAAACCGGACUCCUCUUCCUGGGUCCUGCCAUUGUAACUUGUAUCGUUGCAGUUGACGAAGACUCGAGGGAUUAAGAAACAACACCCUCCCUAUCAUCCUUGCUCACUGGCUGUUUGAAGCCGUGUUUUAAGUCUCUCUGUCUUGCUUCAUUGUCUCCUUUACACCUGGACUGGCAGUAUUGUCUGUUGCGAGCGCGUCAAAACUGCAGGUUCUUGAAGAAAUCCUAGCUGCCGACACGGCGGUGUCGCUUCUUUACCUCUGCCAACAUCUGGUGGCUCGGAAUUAUCCGUUCUACACUCUCUGCCUCUCUCCCACUCGCAGGCUCUCGCGAUAAAUCAUCGCUAUCCCGCCUCAAGAUGGCUCCAGCAGCUCAAAUGACUUACCAAAAAGACGAAAAAGUUCUUUGCUUUCACCAUGAGAUCUUGUAUGAAGCCAAGAUUCUCGAUGUAAAGCAUACCGUUCCCGACGACCGCAAAAGCCCAUACGAGUAUCUGGUCCACUAUAAGGGCUGGAAGAACACCUGGGAUGACUGGGUCCCCCAAGAUCGUCUACGUAAAUUCACGGAGGAGAAUCGAGAAUUGGCCACUACUCUUCGCCGAGAUGCGGAGGCCGCUUACCGCCAGAAAAACACCAAACCCUCCGUGAAAAGGCGGAGAGGCUCCGAUCCCAGCUCUGUCCGGGGAAGCGAGGAGCGCCAAAUGUCCGUUCCUGGUCGCAACAAUAAGAGAGCCAGAGAUAAUGACAUCGAAAAGGAGGACAAUUUCUAUGUUCGGCCAUCAGUGCGAAUUGUCAUCCCUGAUAAUUUAAAGUCCCUCCUCGUGGAUGAUUGGGAAAAUAUCACCAAGAAUCAACAAGUCGUGGCGUUACCCGCGAAAUGCUCAGUGAAUCAGAUCUUCGAGGAAUACGAAGCGGAAGAAAAGCCCAAGCGGACGACUGGAGCUGACACCGAUGUCCUCGAAGAGGUGAUUUCGGGUAUCAAAGAAUACUUCGACAAAGCUCUGGACAAGAUCCUUCUCUACAAGUCUGAGCGCGAACAGUACCGCUCUAUUCGCAAGGAAUGGGAGAAAGGCUCUGGGGAUCUGGCGGACAAGUCGCCCCUUGAUGUCUACGGUGCCGAGCAUCUGACCCGACUCUUUGCCACUAUGCCGGAACUCAUUGCGCAGACAAACAUGGAUCUGCAGUCCACCAAUCGACUUCGUGAAGAGCUUUCUAAAUUCACCCUCUGGCUGAGUAAAAACUCUAGCAAGUACUUUGCAACGCGCUAUUUGAACAUGAGCAAUGAGUACGUCGAAAAGGCCAGGGGUGUUCCGAACCCGAAUCCCGGAACCGCCACUUCGAAUUUGGUUUGAAUACACGUACUUGGAGGUGAUGGAAGUUUCAUUUGAUCAAUAUCCCUACUAUUUUAACUAUCAUCUUCGCAUAUCUUCUUUUUCUCUCUCUUCCUUUUCUUGACCUGAUGUCGGCUGCGACAACCGCAAUAUUUUGUCUACCUUGGUGGGACAAGACUUGAUGUGAACUGCGGUUUUUAAUGAAUUGGGAUUACGUGUAACAUAAGUAUAGAACUGGCGAACUCUGGACGGAUCCAUUUUGCUUGAUGCAGC